Molecule: messenger RNA, 2826 nt
Organism: Fulvia fulva
Lineage: Eukaryota; Fungi; Ascomycota; Dothideomycetes; Mycosphaerellales; Mycosphaerellaceae
Exons: 5
Coding region: 1-2826 (941 amino acids)
Source: RefSeq, a predicted model, not a curated record
AUGGGUUGCAAAAAGGUCGGCCAUGAUCACAUAUGGCCAGAUACGGGCACGCUCAUCAUCCAGAGCUGCGAGAGACGGUGUAACUUCUGCGCCGUCCAAGGUCUCAAGAAGCGGUUGUCCAGUGCCAGUGGCCUGCGUGAGCAUGUCCGAUCGAUCCACGUCAGGAAAGGCCCUUAUAAGGGUCUCACAGUGUCAGAUCUAAGAGAUGAAGAGCGAGCGCAGUCCGAGUCACCAGGGAGGAGAGGCCGGGCCCGACACCGAGCUUUGACGGACUGGACUCCUACUCCUGGACCAUCCAAGCGGCGGCGACAAGAAAGUCCCGAUUCGGUCAACUCUGGAGCCUAUUGCGGUAUCAAUGCAGGCAUUAAGAAGGAACGGCAGUCGGCUUCGUUGGCUGUCGAUUGCCGCCCGGUCGAUGCAUCAAGUCAGCAUAGCAAGCGACAAAAGACACGCGAGCGUGAAGUGGCGAUCGGAAGCGAGGACGAUCUCGGCGCCGCAUUCAAAGGACCGCCCACACCCCACGAAGAAGAUGAGAUAUCCACCAGUGAAGUAGAUGACGAGGUGCGUCUCGAUGAUACACCCACACAAGCCAAGAAUGAGUAUGCUUUCGUCACACUGGCCAAAGCACGCCCAACUGCGCUAAGCUUCGGGCCGGCGCUGCAGGAAGUGGUAGGCGAUCUUCUCGCCAGCUUGGCCAUGGAUGCGGAUCCUACAAGGCUCGCUAGAAAAGUGAAGGAGGCAUGCCAGGACCUUCACAAGGCUGGAGCUCAGCCGGAGAGGGUGGACCAAGUCCGUUCGUUGUUGCAGCAUAAGCUGCGAGACCACUUAACGAGCCUGCUGUCAGUACUGUCAUCCACCACUACAGGCGAGCAAGAGCAUAGCGCAAGUACAAAGCCUGGCAAGCUGAAGAAGAUCAAGAAGAAGCGCAAAGCCAAGGAUAAGGCUCGUGAUGCGCAUCCGCGAGCGGAUCCCGCAGAAACAGACUCCGCCGAAGCCAAGAGUAGAGCCACCGUGAAAGCAGCUGCAUUGACUCCUGGUCCCCUCAUGCGAGCUGCAGGAGCUAUCAGUGGGCAUAUUGGUCGCAGCUAUGACAAGCAGUACUGGACACAACCAACCUUCGUCGGCGCAGAGCGCCACAUCAUGCCGGAAGACGACUUUUAUGUGCUCUUGCCAUUUGGUACGCCAGAUCUUCCUUUCUCGGACGCAAAGCUGCAGGAAGUACAAGUAGCUUGCGCAACGGCUUUCGCGGAGCUCCAAAGCUUUCAACGAGUCUUUCCUUGGGGCAAGUCGUUGUGGGUAGCAGCCUUCCGCAGCAGAACCGAUGCCAGCGCUGCGCAACGAGCGAAGCUCAUGAUCCGUAACAUCCCGUGUCGCCCAUCACAUCUGAAAUGUUAUGGAUCACCCAAAACAUUUGGGACAGACUUCUUCAAGUUUGGGCGGCUUACACUGCAAGAAGUGGCCAGAGCUUUCUUCGAUGCAUGCCAACCGUACUGCGGAAGUACUAGUCAGGUACAACUCCGUCUGCAGAGAUGUAACACGGGUACUCGGGGCAGUCUGAAACUGGUCGCAUACUUCAACACUGCUCCUGGACUGCUUCGCUUCUGCAUCCCGGUCGCGCAAAGUGGAGAGACUCCGUUCAUGCUUAGAUUUCUGCCUAUGGAGGUUGCCAAGGAGUGCUGGCUGUGCAGAACCCAUCACAGAGUACAGCCCCACGUCGCACUGACUACCGUUAUGGCAAAGAAGAAAAAGGCCAAGAAGUCGAAAGGCAAGGGAAAAGCAGCACCAGAAGAACUUCCCGAAUCUGACUACGACGAGAUUCGUCGCCAAUACACGAACCCCGACACUGGCGAAGUGAACUACGAGGCAUUUCUCGACCAGAUCCUCCGCGAGUUCAUCGAAGCCGAGGCCGAAGUAUCUGCCAGUGCAGACGCGAGAGCUGCCGCGAACGAUGCCUCACCGUCAGUUACCGACUCCGAAGUCGUAGUGUUCCCAGAUAUCGACACUCUCAUGCGUCAGAUUGUGCUCUCCCAAUACGAGCUCAGAAAAUCCAUGGAACUGCCUCCUCUGCCGAUGACUGAGACCAGUCGGCCUUUGUGGGAUGCGAUCGAGGAGAACUACAGAUUGCUCGAUGAGCUCCGCGCUGUUGGCAGGAAUGCGCAAGGUGCUCUACAGGGAGUCAUCAAGGCCAUGAGAAUCGCGUGUGCUUCAGCGACCGGCUCUGGAGGUGUGGCUGCUUCGAAACAAUACACAGGAGCGACAAGGGCGGCACAGGGGAUGCAGAUACGAUUUGAAGAAGCGGGUGAAGAGUUCGAAAAGCUCAGCCAACUCAUUGAGUCCAAGGUCGGCGUAUCGCAAAUGCUUGCGGAAGAGGAGGCCAUCAGCACCGGAACCGUUCUCAUCUCGGAGUUGGAAGAUCUUGAAGAUGUGUAUUCAAGUGGCGGCAACCAAGCGGCGUUGCAGCAUCUGAUCCAGCAGCACAUCGAAGUGUUGGAAGCCUACAACGAUUCAACCCAGCGGCAUGACACGAAAGAAGAAGAGAAAGAAGAGGACGUCGACAGCGAAGCGACAACCGAAGAGCCAGACGAACCUGCAACGCCGCAAGAGCCCGUGGAUUACGUCGUUCGUACCACGCCACAAAGUGAACCCCAACCAGCCGCGCAGUGGGACGUUGUGUCGGAGAAUGUGCCUCCGGGAUUGGACCCCGCGACGGGAAUCAUUGAUAGUGAGAGUGUGGAGAUGAUUAUGAAGAAAGCUGAAAGUUAUCAGAAGUCGCUGGCUGAUGAGCUUGAGAAGAUGGGGCUGCGAGGGAAAGGUGGGGCUUCGUGA